Molecule: messenger RNA, 342 nt
Organism: Wallemia ichthyophaga EXF-994
Lineage: Eukaryota; Fungi; Basidiomycota; Wallemiomycetes; Wallemiales; Wallemiaceae
Exons: 2
Coding region: 1-342 (113 amino acids)
Source: RefSeq, a predicted model, not a curated record
AUGUUUACAAAAUUCAUCGCCAGCCAGAGAUUACAAACACGUACACUCACCACGACCCGCUCAGUGCUCUCGUCGUUAGAUGGCCAAGGCGGACAAGCCAAGCAGGAUCCAUCCAAGAUCGAUCAAGAGCGCAAGAGACAGGAUUUCUCAGGCAAUAAGAACGCACACGGCGAGGACGUGUCUCCACACAGUGAGCAUGCCCCAGGCUGGAACCCAACGCUGGCCACCGGUUCCGAGGAGGGCAUCAAAGCAGACAGGGAUCCACACGCUACCCCAGAGAAUCUCGCUAAGAACGCCAACAAGACUGCCGACAAGGUGAACAAGGAUACUGGCAAUGUUUGA